Molecule: messenger RNA, 7374 nt
Organism: Pseudopipra pipra
Lineage: Eukaryota; Metazoa; Chordata; Aves; Passeriformes; Pipridae
Gene: SH3RF2
Product: SH3 domain containing ring finger 2
Exons: 8
Coding region: 3652-5742 (696 amino acids)
Molecular function (GO): protein binding
Source: RefSeq, a predicted model, not a curated record
GAGAGACUGAGGCUCCCACAGGCACUUGUGACACAGCCUGCAGAAAACAAACUUCACGCUUCCUGCCAUGGCACAUCUUACCAAGCCUCCAUGCUCCCAGCAGUGACAGGGUUCAGUUCCCAUUACACAAUGUGUGUGGAUGACACCAGCCUUUUCCUCCAAGGAGCCAUGGAUGAGUUCCCAAGGCUGGGCACACUCAGCCUGUCCCCACCACUGACAUUCAGGUGGACAGGAGCACACACUGCACAGCACAGCUCCUCUGAGAUGAUGGGGACAAAGUGUGUUCUCUUUGGGAUCCAUUGGAGUUCUUUUCUGAGUCCACAAUGGAGCUGGGGGAAGCCAAAAGAGGGGAGCUCCCAGGGGAGACACGUGUGUGCAGCUCCUUGGUGUGGAAGCAAGGACAGGCACAUCGCUCUCAACAUCGUUUCGCAGUUUCCAGCUCUAUGAUAAACCUCUUGGAUUAAACGACUCUUGCAAGACAUAUUUCGGCAGUUCCAUCCCUUCAGUAACAGGCAUCCCUUCCCUGGGAAGCUGCAGAGGGCUCCUGCAGAGCAGCAGGGCCAGGACAGCAGCCAGCCAUGCCCAGGCAGGAGCCCUGCCUGCGGCCCGAGAGCAGCGUCCUCCAGACCAGGCAUCCCGCUGCAUCCAGCCCUGAGUUAAUUACAGCGUCAGCAUCAAACAGAGGCUGUUGAAAUGAAAGGGAAGGACGAGCAGCUUUCUAGCUCUGCCUUUAUUUUUUAACCCCAAUUAUGAGAUGCGUUGGAAGGGAGAGGCGAUGGCAGAUAAUGGUCUGAGUGUGGAGAACCAGGAAAGCCUCACAUCCUGAUCCCAAAUUGGACACUGUGGCCUCCUCUCCUGGUUUCCUCCAUGUAAAGUGGUGGUGGGAUGCUUAGCUCGAGGGGCAUUCCACAGAUGAAUGAGCUUUUGGGAAGUGCUCUGAACAUUUGAUGUGUUAUAUAAAUGUGUUAGCACAGGUAGCUUUUGUAUUGCAGCAGAACCAGAGACUGCAGCCCAGAUCGGAGUCUCACCUGGCUGUUGUGGCAGUUCAGAAACUCCUGGUUGGAAAAGCCCCUGUCCCUGCCUGGGCGAUCCACACCCUGUGCCCCAAGCAGGCAGAGAGGAGACAGAGUUGCUGCCAGACUCAGGGGAGCUUGUACAGAGCAUAUCCCUGAUGGGAUUUCCAAGAGAUGGAGAGCACAGGGCCUUCCCGCAGACACCGAUAUCACUGACGACCCUUGAGGAGCCCCAGAUCCCCAGUUCCCUGGACCCCUGGAAUGUGCUCAGCACCACAGAAUUCCCUGGCCUGGGUCCUCAUGAGGCACCCACAGAGCGUCCGGAUGCUCCGACUGUGGCUGGUGAUGGGAGUUCACCAGGAACUGUGCACUGCACUGUGCUGUUGUGUGUUGUGCAGGUGCAUCCCCCAGGCAGACCCUCACUCCCACCCAUUGCUGUGAAAGUGCAGCUAACACAGACUGACCCCUAAAGUUCAGGAAAACUGAAGGACCAAACAGAUCUGAUCAGAGAUGAGCAAGAGUUGGUGUGCAGAGAACCAGUCAGCUGGCUUCCUUUCCAGCACCUGCCCACUGCAGGAUACUUCAUAAUUCUGCUUCCUUUCUAAUCAGAUGAAAAUACAACCUGAGUUCUAAUCACAGGGCACAAAUAGGGAAGAAUAUGUAAAAAAGAAAAAUAACCUUCAAAACCUUUGUUUUCAAUAAAGUUUAUGGCAUGCAUUGCGUUUACAACCUCCGGCGGACGAGCUGAUGUUGUUUGCAGCAUCACUCAUUAAACAGUGUGCACCCAGCACACAUCACCAUAUGACAGACUACAAAGAAGCACCAAAGCAAAAGGAAACUUGAGAUGAGAGUGAGGUCAUUGGUUCCUGGCAUAUCCUGAAGAUGUUUGUCAACAGUUUAAUUUAUCCAAAUGGCUACUCUAUUAAAGAAAGAAAAGAAAGACUUUGUUUUGGCAAAAUCAUGAUCUGGGGGGGAGAACUUUUGGAAAGACACAUUAACCCUUUCCACACUCUACUUCUGAAGGAUCCUGAGAGGAGGGCAGGGUGUUAUCUGGUGGUGUUAUCGGAGAGAUUUUUGGAUUUACACUCCUCCUCUAGUAUUAGUAGCACUUGUAGGUUGUAAACACAACUGAGAUGCGACAGGGUUUGUAAGCAAAACUGUCUCGGACCUUUGCUGCAUCUCCUGCAUUCCUUAAGCAAUCCAUCGGUAUGUGCGAGCUGGCAGACCUGAGAUAGGAAUCCAGCUGAUAAAGGGAAUGCAAAUCACAGAUACCAUGAGAUGUCCCCUGGCCUCCUGUGCCAUAGCCAGGGGCUCGCUGGGGCAGGAAGGUGCCCCUCAGACUCCACAGGGCUGUUGCUGGGCUCAGGUCUCACUGCAGCACAGGGACACUCUUCCUGCAGAGGCCAUUUGUGGACUCCCCAGCACGAAGCCCAUCGCCAACUGGCCUGGGAGUGGUAACACCAGGAACUGGUGGAGCCCAGGUAACAGCACCAAAAGUCAUGCAAAGGUCAGCCUGUCCCUGGUAACCAACACAGUGUCCAGUUCCCCCCUUGUCCCACAGAGCAGUUGCUGUUGAGGUGACCAUCCCUCAGACAGAGCAGCCGGAGCAGUCAAUCCCUGUUUAGAGUGCCAGGCACAGGAAGCUCUGUCUGGAUUGGGUCUGGCACAUGCUGCUCCCCCCAGCAGGACUGUGCCAGCUCCUGGUGCAAGGGCUCCCUUUGGCCCCUCGGUUGGUGCAGGACAUCCCAUCCCAUCUGUGCUGCAGGGCCACGCAGCCACGGCAAGCCCAGGCUUGAACCCCGCCACGGUGGGUGCCCCGGACUCAGCCAGCACAGCCAGGGAGCAGAACAGGUUGAGCGACUUCAGGCUGUGGGAGGAAUAAUCCUCCUUGGUUGAUUCAGCGAGCUGAGGCAGCCAAACCGGGCGAGGACGACACCGCAGAGCGCCCCACGGCCCCGCCAGGUACCCCCGGAGAGUGGCUGCGCCUGGAGGACUUUUUAUAGAACUGCUGUCAAAACGAGCAUGGAGCGAGCUAAAUUGGGACUAUCUGACAGCCGAGGCGGCGUGUAGGUGUGCGAGGGAUGUGAGCAGCGAGUGGUGGCACAGCCGGAGCCGAGCAUAAACAGGUCCGGUCUGAUGUUUAUCGGGGACUCUCAUCUCCUGAGCUGGUGAAUUUUUUACCGCCGUGUCAGUUCUGAUGUGCAGAGCAGGAGCUCUGCAGCCAGCCCUGUGCACAGCGUCAGGGGAGCGUGCCCGGCCUGCUGCAGCUCCCCAUCCCAGCUCCGGGAUCUUCUGCCCGGGGAGCACGACCUGGGGCUCCUGCCCCCGGCACCACCCCAGACCCGUCCCCUCGCACCAACUGAGUCACAAGUGACUCAUUUCAAACUGGGAUGCGAGCGCAGCGUGUGAGUUUGCAGAUUGGCUGGUGAGGAACAGCUCUGCGAUGUAGGUGGCUGCGUUACACACUCCAGCAGUGGAGCUCUGCUCCGCGCUCCCUCCUCCCUCUCCCUCCGAGCAGGAUAGCUGCUGGAGCCCAGGAUCUGGUUCUUGCAGGCACAGGGAGGCAUCUCAGCCAGCUCCAGUGGAUGUGGGGUGUGGAUGGCUCCAGCUCCGCUCCUGACGGAGUUCUGCAUUGAAGAUGGAUGACUUGGCUCUCCUUGACCUGUUGGAGUGUCCUGUGUGCUUUGAAAAGCUCGAUGCCACGGCAAAGGUGCUGCCGUGCCAGCACACCUUCUGCAAGCCCUGUCUGCAAAGGAUCCUGAAAUCCCAGAAGGAGCUACGGUGCCCUGAGUGCAGGACCCUCGUCCUGUGCAGCAUUGAGCAGCUCCCCUCCAACCUGCUCCUCAUUCGCCUCCUGGAUGGAGUCAGGUGUGGACAAAACAUCACCAGGUUUGGCUCAAUCCAGAGGUCAGGGGUCCUGUCCUCCCCCGCCUCCAUCAGGAGAAUCCCCAGGGGGCUGCAGCUGCAUCAGCACCGGCUGGCAACGAAUCCCAGGAUCCACAUGGAAGGGGUGCCACGAGCCAGGGCCCUGUACACCUACCGUGGGCACAACCCCGGGGAGCUGCGGUUCAACAAGGGGGACAUCAUCGUGCUGCUCCGGCAGCUGGACGAGAACUGGUACCUGGGGGAGGUCAACGGGAUCAGUGGCGUUUUCCCAGCCAGCUCUGUGCAAGUCAUCAAGCACCUGCCCCUGCCCCAGCCCCUUGGCAGGGCCCUCUACAACCUCGACCUGCGGAGCCGGGACAAGGCGGAAAACAAGGACAGCCUGACCUUCCAUAAGCCAAACACCACCGCCCGGCAGCUCCUGCAGACCUCCAAAACCCACUGGUCCCCUCAGUUUAAAAGCGCGUCCCUGCGAACGGCGUCUCCCAAGGCGAAGGGCGCGGAUUCGCCGGCUUUCCCCAAGGUGCCCGACUCCAGGAGGAAGAGCCUGCGGCAGUUCUCCAUCACCACAGCCCUCAACACCCUCAACCGGAUGGUCCACGCGCCUGCCGAGCGCCCAGCCCUGGAGAUCAGCUCCCCUGUGCUCAUCAGCUCCAGCAACCCCACCGUGGCCACCCAGAACAGCGAGAAAGCCGAGUUCCCCUACAGCACCCCUGUCCAGGUCAGCACCUCUUACUACCCUGCACCAGGACCUCUGGGGCCCUCAGAAGCCAUCAUCACCCUUCCCCACCUGCAGCACCACGUGCCGGCUUACCUGUGUGUGGCUCUCCACUCCUAUGUGCCUCAUGGACCAGAUGAGCUGGAGCUGCAGAAGGGAGAAGGGGUCCGUGUCUUUGGGAAGGACCAUGAAGGCUGGUUAAGAGGAAUGUCUCUUGUCACGGGCAGAGUCGGCGUCUUCCCCAGCAACUAUGUGGCUCCCCUCUUCAGGAAAUCUAGUCUCACUGACUCAAAAAUGCCUUCUCUGUACACUUCAUGGACACUGUCGACCUCCUCGCUCUCCUCCCAAGGGAGCAUCUCCGAAAAUGGCCCGAGGCAAAGCAGAGUCCUGAAGCCGGUGCUGCUGCCCAUCCCUAUCCCCUCUCCGGGGAGGAGCACGGUGGGACCGGCACCGCUGCGGCGUGGCCGCGGCAGCGCCAGGAAGAAUGGAUCCCUGCAGAGGCCGGGGCAGGCAGGGACCCCCGUGCAGAUCACGGGCUCCCUCAGGCGUCCUUCCGCGGCUGCGGGGCGACCUCAGCAGUUCCAGAUUUACCCACACAUCAGCUCCCCGUCACACAACGUCCCUCCCGGAGCCGGCAUGGAUGAGGCAACGAGGCCAAACUUCUCCCACGAGGCUUCACCGGCGCUUGUGGUCAGGGGAGGGGAGAGUCGAACCCCCUCCGUGUGCAGCUCAGUGAUCCUGGAUGCCAAAGACCCUCCAGUGAAGAGUGAGGCAGCUCCAAAGCCGCCUGCGUCAGCCCCGCCGUCCAUCCUGGUGAAACCAGAGACCUGCCGCAACAGCGCCGAGAAGCAAGUGAAGACGGUGCGGUUCCAGAACCACAGCCCUCCGCCGCCCAAGCGGCACAGCCUGCAGCCCUCGCCGCGCCUGCAGCGCGCCAGGACGGAGCCCGAGGUGCUGCUGCCCGAAGCCGGCCUGGGCCCCGAGCUGCUGGUGCUCUACUCGCCCCGGCUCGGCUCCAGCCCCCUGCACCCGCGCCGGGCACUGCACCCCAAGGCGCUGUCGCUGGACCUGUCGGGGCAGCUGACCUUCCCCGUCAAGAAGAGCUACAGCAGCAUCUCUGCAAACUGACCGGGUAACCCCCGCCUGCCUCCUCCCCGCACCUGCUCCUCUCCCUCCCGCGCAGGACCCCGGACCCCGCACAGCCUCCACUGCUCCCCGCCUGCGCCAGGGGACGGUGCUCCCGUGUCCCCGCACCACCGGCACCCUCGGGACCUGAGAGCCUGAGGCCUCCAGAGCUGUGGGAGCCCCCGAGGGAGCCCCCCUACCCCAGGGAUGCCCAAGAACCGGGAGAUGGGGCUCGAGGACUGACGUUCCCCGGUGUCGCUGCCUGUAGGGCACCGCAGGAUCGGCGGGAGGGGAGGGAAGCCUGCGGGUAUCUUGUUUUGAUCUUCUCAGGGCUGGAGGAAGCCCACAGAAAUCUAACAGCGGGUCAUUACCUGCCUGUCUCAGGAUAAAGAAACCAUAAAUCAGAGUCAAUCAGCUCCUGGCUGACGAUUUACGCUGCCUUGUGGGGGGGGGGGGGGUCACUUAGAUUUUUUGUUAGGGUAGUUGCUUGCUUGCCUUUCUCUUUGGUUUUAGCCCAGGAAUUUUAACUCAGAACAGUCUAAAAGGUGAUUUGGAGAGGAAAAAGACAAUGGGAAGGGCUGUACCAUCACUGCAGUCACCCAAGCUCUGCAGUCAGGGCACUGAAUCUUGCUUCUCCUCAUUGCUUGGUUUCCUCUGAUCACCUGUCAGCUACCUCCUCCCCAUGAGCUCCCUCCAACCCCUUCCCACUGCCCACUCACUCAGAUGUGGCUGUUGUAAAUAUCUUAAGUGGGAUUCAUGGGUUUCACUCUACAUUCAGGUGCAUGAAACAUCAUCUAUGUAACAGAAAGCAGAAUUCAGCACUCCCUGUGCCCCAGACCACCCUCUGCCGUGGCAGCACCAGCUCCAGUUUCCAAGCAUCUUCCUGUGAAUCCCGGGAAAGCCAGCAGAAUCAGAGAGUGGUGCUGGCUCACAGCUGUGCCUGCUCUUCAGAAAACCUCUGCACAACAGAUUUUGGGUUUCAUACUUUGUUUCCAUUGCUGGUUUAUCCACCAGCAGUUCCCACCCCAGCUGCAGGCACCACCCACCACCUCUCCUGACAGUGGGAGCUGUGCUCCCUCCAAAACCGCCAUGAAAUCCUAUCCUCAGUUACCUGCAUACAGACCCAGGGAAGGAACUCCACUGGGAGGAAACUCUCUGAGGCCCUGGCAUGGACCUCAGAGAAGGACAAUUUCUCCUGGAACUAAGCAAAGGGAACGGAUAAAAUCAUUCACUGGGCCACAGCCCCUGGUCCUUCACUCUUCCAGACUUUCUCUGUGGAACAGGAAGCUGGGCCUGCCUGUGGGGAUUUUCAGGGGCACAACAACCACCAAGGCACAGAUAAGUUCUCACCUUGUGCUCUCUGUCAGUAUUUCAGCUCCUGCAGAAACACCCUGACAAGCUGAAAACGUGUCGUGCGCCCAGGUAUAAAAGGUGGCACCAGCCACAAACAGGAAGGUGAGCACAACUCAGCAAUGCCACCUCAGAGACAGCUCAACACCUCAGGGGAGACAAGCUGGUCCUCUACCGAAGACUACUCUAAUCCCUUUAAAGCUGAACCAGAAAGCAGCUGGCUCUAUCACCGGGACACGUCCACGUAUCCCAGGCAUACUCAGAAAUAAACAGAAUUCCACUCGA